Molecule: messenger RNA, 877 nt
Organism: Eleginops maclovinus (Patagonian blennie)
Lineage: Eukaryota; Metazoa; Chordata; Actinopteri; Perciformes; Eleginopidae
Gene: rsph1
Product: radial spoke head component 1
Exons: 8
Coding region: 56-709 (217 amino acids)
Biological process (GO): axoneme assembly; spermatid development
Cellular component (GO): nucleus; cytosol; motile cilium
Source: RefSeq, a predicted model, not a curated record
UGUAAACAGCAGAGCACACGUUUUCCGUUUGGAAGAAACACCGGGACCGAGAAACAUGUCGGAUGUCGGUUCUGAUGAGUUUGAUGAUGAACGCGGGAAACUCGGGGAGUAUGACGGGGGGAGGAACGAAGCCGGAGAGAGGCACGGAGCCGGGAGGGCGGUCCUGCCCAACGGGGACGUUUACCAGGGCGGCUACGAGAGCGGCAAGAGGCACGGACAGGGGACAUAUAGCUUCAAGAAUGGGGCGAGAUAUGUUGGAGACUACCACCAGAACAUGAAACAUGGACAGGGCACCUUCUACUAUCCCGAUGGCUCUAAAUACGAAGGUUUGUGGGUUGAGGACCUGAGACAGGGUCAUGGUUUCUACACCUACCCCAAUGGAGACGCUUACAAGGGAGAGUGGCUUCACCAUGUGAGGCAUGGUCAGGGCAUUUACCACUACCACAAAACUGGCUCCAAGUACAAGGGCUCAUGGGUAAAUGGCAAGAAGGAGUCGGCUGGAGAGUACAUCCACUCUGACAACAGAUACUCUGGUAACUUUGUCAACAAUAAUCCGUACGGCCCAGGGAAGUACGUGUUCGCUGGCUGUGAGCAGCACGGGGAAUACCGGCACACUGAGCAGGACCGAGCUGAGAGGGAGUGGGAUGAGUCGGCCUCAUCUGCCAUCCUCAAGUGGAUCCCCAAGUGUGUUUCUGACUUGACGCUGUAGACAGGCACACACACCUCAUGUGCAGAAAAGGACCCGGCGGAGAACUGACAUGUCUGGUCAAUCCUCAAACAUAUAUAUAUUAAUACAUUUGUAAACGAGCCGUGUCUUUUUCCAUGAAGGUGUUCAGUAGAAGCAGCAGGAAACGUUCCAUCACAUAAUGCGUCUGGC